Alternaria burnsii is the source of this 642-nucleotide messenger RNA. RefSeq lists its product as uncharacterized. Gene Ontology annotation, molecular function: hydrolase activity, hydrolyzing N-glycosyl compounds. Gene Ontology annotation, biological process: cytokinin biosynthetic process. Lineage: Eukaryota; Fungi; Ascomycota; Dothideomycetes; Pleosporales; Pleosporaceae. The record is from RefSeq and is a predicted model, not a curated record. Bases 1 to 642 code for a protein of 213 amino acids. The transcript has 2 exons. Gene Ontology annotation, cellular component: cytosol.
AUGGGGGUGGCGCAAGUACACACAGAGCCAACAAAUGGCACGGGUUCAAAACCAUUUACACUGUGUGUGUUCUGUGGAUCAAGUGAAGGAAACAAUCCCAGAUUCCGCGAUGCUGCCAGAGCGCUAGCAAAAUUGAUGGCGAAGAGAUCAUGGUCACUAGUGUACGGGGGCGGGACCAUAGGGCUGAUGGGAGUACUUGCUGGAGAGGUAGUGACUUUGCAGGGGCCUGAUGCGGUGCACGGCAUUAUUCCACGGGCGCUUCUGCAAGGCGGAUCGGCGCCGGCGUUUGACCAGUUCGGGCGCACAACAGUGGUGGCUAGCAUGCACGAGCGAAAGCGGAUGAUGGCAGAGGAGGCAGAUGCCUUCGUGGCAUUACCUGGUGGGUUCGGAAUGCUUGAGGAGUUACUCGAAAUGACGACAUGGAGUCAGCUGGGUAUUCAUGCGAAACCAGUGGUUGUAUUCAACGUAUCCGGCUUUUUCGACGGUGUGUUCGAGUGGAUGCAGACUGCGAUCAGGUUCGGGUUCAUCUCUGACGCUCAACUGGGGUUGAUUGGACAGGCACGCACAGUCGAGGAGUUGGCGACGAUUGUUACCAUCCGAGAUGUUGCUCCGGGACGAUAUACGUUCCUGGACUGGUCGUAG